Molecule: messenger RNA, 3348 nt
Organism: Dipodomys spectabilis (banner-tailed kangaroo rat)
Lineage: Eukaryota; Metazoa; Chordata; Mammalia; Rodentia; Heteromyidae
Gene: Rabep1
Product: rabaptin, RAB GTPase binding effector protein 1
Exons: 19
Coding region: 554-2893 (779 amino acids)
Biological process (GO): Golgi to plasma membrane transport; endocytosis
Cellular component (GO): endocytic vesicle; endosome
Molecular function (GO): GTPase activator activity; growth factor activity
Source: RefSeq, a predicted model, not a curated record
UGUCAGGAUGAGGAGGCGGAGGUCGGCGCUCCGGUCCGUCUCUGCCCGGGGCUGUGGCGGUGCCGGCAGCUCCAGCCUUAGCGGUUCCUCCCUAGGUGGUGGCGGCGGCGGCUCCAUCGACGCCUCUUCCGCCAGCUGAGCCCGCGGGCAGCCGGGACGCCGCUUCCCCGCCCAUCCUCUCUCCGCUUCCCGAGGCCGGCCGCCUGGCCAUGGCGCAGCCCGGCCCGGCUUCCCAGCCUGACGUGCUAGAGAAUGAUUUAAAAGAAGCAGACAUGAUGCAGUAUCAGGAAGUAAUAUGUGAUGUCCCCAAAGAGAUGCCCAGGUUGAAAUACAAGUUUCUCUUCAGCAACGAGUAGCAGAAUUGGAAAAAAUUAAUGCAGAAUUUUUACGUGCACAACAGCAGCUUGAGCAAGAAUUUAAUCAAAAAAGAGCAAAAUUUAAGGAACUGUAUUUGGCUAAAGAGGAGGAUCUGAAGAGACAAAAUGCAGUUUUACAAGCUGCACAGGAUGAUUUGGGACACCUUCGGACACAACUAUGGGAAGCUCAGGCAGAGAUGGAGAAUAUUAAGGCUAUUGCCACAGUGUCUGAAAAUACUAAGCAGGAAGCUAUAGAUGAAGUGAAAAGGCAGUGGAGAGAAGAAGUUGCUUCACUUCAAGCUGUUAUGAAAGAAACAGUUCGAGACUAUGAACACCAGUUUCACCUUAGGCUAGAGCAGGAGCGAGCACAAUGGGCACAGUAUCGAGAGUCUGCAGACCGGGAAAUAGCUGACCUACGAAGACGCCUGUCUGAAGGACAAGAGGAAGAAAAUUUAGAAAAUGAAAUGAAAAAGGCUCAAGAGGAUGCUGAGAAACUUCGGUCUGUUGUGAUGCCCAUGGAGAAGGAAAUUGCAGCUUUGAAAGAUAAACUGACAGAGGCCGAAGACAAAAUUAAAGAGUUGGAAGCCUCAAAGGUUAAAGAACUGAAUCAUUAUUUGGAAGCAGAAAAAUCUUGUAGAACUGAUCUAGAAAUGUAUGUUGCUGUUUUGAAUACUCAGAAAUCUGUUCUACAAGAAGAUGCUGAGAAAUUGCGCAAAGAAUUGCAUGAAGUUUGCCAUCUCUUGGAGCAAGAGCGACAACAGCACAACCAGUUAAAACAUACAUGGCAGAAGGCCAAUGACCAGUUUCUGGAAUCUCAGCGUUUGCUUAUGAGAGACAUGCAGCGAAUGGAGAUUGUGCUAACUUCAGAGCAGCUCCGACAAGUAGAAGAACUGAAGAAGAAAGAUCAGGAGGAUGAUGAACAACAAAGGCUUAAUAAUAAGAGAAAGGAUCACAAAAAAACAGAUGCCGAGGAAGAAGCAAAAAUACCAGUAGUGUGUGCUUUAACUCAAGAAGAAUCUUCAGCCCAGUUAUCAAAUGAAGAGGAGCAUUUAGACAGCACCCAUGGGUCAGUCCAUUCCUUAGAUGCGGACUUACUUUUACCAUCUGGAGAUCCAUUCAGUAAAUCGGACAAUGACAUGUUUAAAGACGGACUCAGGAGAGCACAGUCUACAGACAGUUUGGGAACCUCAGGCUCAUUGCAGUCCAAAGCUUUAGGCUAUAACUAUAAAGCAAAAUCAGCUGGAAACCUGGAUGAAUCUGAUUUUGGACCCCUGGUGGGAGCAGAUUCAGUGUCUGAGAACUUUGAUACUGCAUCCCUCGGAUCAUUGCAGAUGCCAAGUGGGUUUAUGUUAACCAAAGAUCAGGAAAGAGCAAUCAAGGCAAUGACACCAGAACAAGAGGAGACGGCGUCCCUCCUCUCCAGUGUCACCCAGGGUAUGGAGAGUGCAUAUGUAUCUCCCAGUGGUUACCGCUUAGUCAGUGAGACAGAAUGGAAUCUUCUGCAAAAAGAGGUACAUAAUGCUGGAAAUAAACUUGGUAGACGUUGUGAUAUGUGUUCCAAUUAUGAAAAACAGUUACAAGGAAUUCAAAUUCAGGAGGCUGAAACAAGAGACCAGGUGAAAAAACUGCAGGUGAUGCUAAGGCAAGCUAAUGACCAGCUGGAGAAGACAAUAAAAGAUAAACAGGAUCUAGAAGACUUUAUCAAACAGAGCACUGAGGACUCAAGUCACCAGAUCUCUGCACUUGUCUUGAGAGUCCAGGCAUCCGAAGUUUUACUUGAAGAAUUACAACAAGGCUUUUCUGAGGCAAAGAGAGAUGCCCAGGAGCAGAUGGCUGUGCUGAUGCAGUCACGGGAACAGGUUUCAGAGGAGCUGAUGAGGUUACAGAAGGACAACGACAGCCUUCAAGGAAAGCAUAGCUUGCAUAUGUCGCUACAGCAAGCAGAAGACUUCAUCCUCCCGGACACUGUGGAGGUACUCCGGGAACUGGUGUUAAAAUAUCGUGAGAACAUCAUUCAUGUUCGGACCGCAGCAGACCACAUGGAAGAGAAGCUGAAGGCUGAAAUACUGUUCCUAAAAGAGCAAAUUCAAGCAGAACAGUGUUUAAAAGAAAACCUUGAAGAAACUCUGCAGCUAGAAAUAGAAAAUUGCAAGGAAGAAAUAGCUUCCAUCUCUAGUCUAAAAGCUGAAUUGGAAAGAAUAAAAGUAGAAAAAGGACAGUUGGAAUCCACAUUAAGAGAGAAGUCUCAACAGCUUGAGAGUCUUCAGGAGAUAAAGGUCAAUUUGGAAGAACAGUUAAAGAAAGAGACUGCAGCCAAGGUUGCUGUUGAACAACUAAUGUUUGAAGAGAAGAACAAAGCUCAGAGAUUACAGACAGAAUUAGAUGUCAGCGAACAGGUCCAGAGAGAUUUUGUAAAGCUUUCUCAAACACUUCAGGUGCAGUUAGAGCGCAUCAGGCAAGCAGACUCCUUGGAGAGAAUCCGGGCAAUUCUGAAUGACACCAAACUGACAGACAUUAACCAGCUCCCUGAGACAUGACACCCUGAGGCAGGAUUCUAGUCUGCACUUUGGGUUUUUAACUCAUCCUUAGAACAUUAAUUAUUAACUCUUAAUGAAGCAGAAGUCACAAAAAAAAAAAGGACUGGAGAAGUGCUCAUUUCUAGUGGGAGAAAACUGUACAGCACAGGAACAGCCAACACACUUCCAACGGAACACUAACAGGAUUCUGCACUUGAUCCCAACAGGCAUGGGAUCAGCUCUGGUGACAGAAGUGCUGUGUCCUUACCUGCUUUCUUCAGUAUAGCUCUCUGGAACACAUUUCCCUGUCCUAAAGGAACUUCCCAGUAGUGUUUGGAAUGACCUUUUCUGUUUAUAGAUACCAGGAGAGAGAAGUUUCUUUUUCUGUUGUCUAGAGCUCAUCAGUAGCUGUGUUCAGCUAGCAGAGGUAUAGUGUGCUGUAUGAAUAUUUUAUAUUAAAAUACAAAGUGAGAGCA